CGGUUUCACACAUUUGCCGCUAGAGGACAGCAGCAGAGACAACUUGUGACGUACUGGACGCGAGUUGCAGGGGGAUGAUCAAGGAAGCAUUGCAGUUAUUAGCCAAGAAAUGGAAUUCUUAUAAGUAUCGAUUCGUUCCAUGGGUAGCCCUCAACCUCCGCAAAAAUGAGAGGACACUACGGCAGGUUGAGGAGCAUUCCCGGGACAAGCUCAUCUCUGACAAGGAUGUCUCUGUUCACCUGUUGAAACUUUUCCAAGUUCUCUUUCAGAACAGUCUUACUACUCAGGUGGAGGCUUUUCAUUUGUUACCACCACAUGUACAAUCAGCCUACCAAAAAAAGGCAGUUGACCUAGGGACCUCAAAGAGGACUGACUGCUGCAGGAACCGAACAAGCAUCUCUUCCAGUGAAGUCAUGUUGAAUACCCUGGGCUUUUGUAUUGACCGAGCUCCCAGCUCACUCCCCACUGCAGGAACAGGUGUUUUUGUUACUAAAGGAAGUGUGCCAAAGGGGGCUAUGGUGUCUAUGUAUCCUGGUACUGUCUAUCAACCAUAUGAACCAGUCUUCUUUCAGUCAUUAUAUAAUCCAUUUAUUUUUCGGUGUAUUGAUGGUAUACUUAUAGAUGGUAAUGACAAAGGAAUUUCAAAGACUAUAUUUAGAUCUUGCCUUAGAAGGGACAGGCUGGGUCCAUUCCUAUUUGGUGAUGAAACAUGGCUUACAGAGCAACUAAAAAACCCACUUGCUGUGGGUCAGUAUGUCAACAACUGCACAAAUGAAAAAGCUGCCAAUGUUUGCUAUCAAGAAUUUGAUGUUCCUGCAGACUUUCCAGUUGAACUUCGUCAGUACAUGCCCAAUGUAAAUUAUUCUGUUGAUUCACUCAGGACCCUGCGGUGUGUGGUACUUGUGGCUUUAAGGGACAUCACUCAAGGAGAAGAACUGUUUUCAAAUUAUUACACGGUUGUCCAUUCAAAAUGACACAAGACUGUUAACUGUCACCGUUGCGUGGAGCUUCAACACAAGUAUGACUCUCUAUUGUGCUAUGAAACCAUUUCAACUUUUUGGAAUAAAUACAAAUAUCUUUUUAGUUGUAUUUUGUAAUAAAAAACUUAGUGAUGA
This is a messenger RNA of Erpetoichthys calabaricus (reedfish), 1115 nucleotides long. It is a transcript of the gene setd9, whose product is annotated as SET domain containing 9. The transcript is spliced from 6 exons. The record is from RefSeq and is a predicted model, not a curated record. Gene Ontology annotation, molecular function: protein binding. Lineage: Eukaryota; Metazoa; Chordata; Cladistia; Polypteriformes; Polypteridae. The coding region runs from base 75 to 974 and encodes 299 amino acids.